This is a messenger RNA of Periophthalmus magnuspinnatus, 2581 nucleotides long. It is a transcript of the gene cpt2, whose product is annotated as carnitine palmitoyltransferase 2. The transcript is spliced from 5 exons. Lineage: Eukaryota; Metazoa; Chordata; Actinopteri; Gobiiformes; Gobiidae. Gene Ontology annotation, cellular component: mitochondrion. Bases 347 to 2335 code for a protein of 662 amino acids. Gene Ontology annotation, biological process: fatty acid beta-oxidation. Gene Ontology annotation, molecular function: carnitine O-palmitoyltransferase activity. The record is from RefSeq and is a predicted model, not a curated record.
GUUUGUUUGGACCACUAAAGUAGUCACGUGACAUGUUAAAGGUUCUACUUCCUGGAUCCUCUUCAUUCUUGAAUGCUCAAAUGCCACAAUGAUAUUCCACCGAAUGUAACGCGUUAUGAUUAUUUCCAGCACAUACCUUUACGAGAAGUGCCAUUUGUUUAACAUUUACCACGGUCUGCAAAUACAAGGUUGGCUAAACAAGGUAAAUCAUUUUGUGGCUAAUCAGUAGCUAGCAUACUUACCUUGAUAUCUCAGACGCGGUUCCUGUCUGCAGUCACCUAGUUGGAUUUCCACGCAUUAAGCGUAUUAUCUGAUGGUAAAUUGAUUGACGAGGAAAGCUGAAAACAUGUCUAAACUGCUAUCAUUGAAAAGCAUCAGCUGUAUCGAGAAAUGUGGAAGUUUGAUACAUGCAAGAGCAGUAACUAUUAGUGGGCGGAAAUACAGCAGCCAACAUUCCGAAUAUCUGCAUCGGAGUGUUGUACCGUCCAUGCAUUACCAGAAGAGUCUGCCCAGGUUGCCAGUACCCAAACUAGAGGACACUAUUAGAAGAUAUUUAGCUGCUCAGAGACCUCUUUUGGAUGAUGACCAGUUCAGAAACACAGAGAAAAUUGCAGAAGAUUUCAAGAAUGGAGUGGGAAAACAGCUGAAUGAAGAACUGGUUGCCCAGGACAAAAAUAAUAAGCACACGAGCUACAUCUCCGCUCCUUGGUUUGACAUGUACCUCUCUGCCCGGGACUCUGUAGUCCUCAACUAUAACCCCUUCAUGUCCUUCAACCCCGACCCCAAACCAGAAUACAACGAUCAGCUUAUUCGUGCCACUAACAUGGUUUGCUCUGCCGUACGCUUCAUGAAAACACUCCGAGCAGGAGUACUAGAACCUGAAGUCUUCCACCUAAACCCUGCUAAAAGCGACACAGACCAAUUCAAAAAGUUCAUCCGUUGGGUUCCCUCUUCGCUGUCCUGGUAUGGAGCCUACAUGGUCAACGCCUACCCUUUAGACAUGUCGCAGUAUUUCCGCCUUUUCAACUCUACCAGAUUGCCAAAACAAGGAAGAGAUGAGCUGUUUACAGAUGAGAAAGGAAGACAUCUUUUAGUUAUGAGGAAAGGCAACUUGUACGUGUUUGAUAUUGUUGAUCGCGAUGGAAAUUUGGUGAAACCGGCAGAGAUUCACUCCCACUUGAAGUACAUUUUGUCAGAUGAAACCCCAGUGCCUUCCAGUCCGAUUGGCGUCCUAACAAGUGAGAAUAGAAACGUGUGGGCAAGUCUUAGAGAGAAGCUAAUCGCCAAUGGCAACGGAGGACUUUUACAAACCGUAGACAGUGCAUUGUUUUGUCUUUGUCUCGAUGAUGAAGCUAUGAAGGACCAUAUUCACAUUUCUCACAACAUGCUUCACGGAGAUGGGUGCAAUCGCUGGUACGACAAGUCCUUCAGCAUUAUUGUAGCCAAAGAUGGAAAUGCGGCAAUCAAUUUUGAGCAUUCUUGGGGAGAUGGAGUGGCAGUGCUCAGAUUCCAAAAUGAAAUCUUCAAAGAUACAACAGAAAAACCCAUUGUGAAUCCUGGUUCUGCUCGUGCCACUGUGGAUUCCACCUUAGCUGUCCAAAGAUUGCACUUUAACUUAGAUGAUGAAUUGAAAAGCGGUAUCCAAAAAGCCAAGGAGAAUUUUGACGCGGCCGUAUCCAAGCUGACCAUAGAUGCGAUGGAGUUUAAAAAGGGAGGUAAAGAGCAGUUGAAAAAGAGUAAGUUGAGCCCAGAUGCCAUUGCUCAGCUGGCAUUUCAGAUGGGUUUUCUGAGGCAGUAUGGACGAACUGUAGCCACUUAUGAGUCUUGUAGUACAGCAGCGUUUAAACACGGCCGUACAGAGACCAUUAGGCCAGCCACUAUUCACACCAAACGCUGCUCCCACGCUUUUGUCCAUGAGCCAGGGAAGCACAGCAUGGAGGAGCUGAAGGCCAUGCUAAAUGAGUGCUCCAAGUACCAUGGGCAGCUCACCAAGGAGGCAGCUAUGGGCCAAGGUUUUGACCGCCACCUCUUUGCCAUGCGGUACUUGGCCAACUUGAAAGGGCAGCCUCUGCACAGCCUGUACACAGACCCAGCCUACAGCUCCAUUAACCACAACAUCCUGUCCACCAGCACCCUCACCAGUCCCGCUGUAGGCCUGGGGGGGUUCGCGCCUGUGGUUCCAGAUGGAUUUGGGGUGGGCUAUGGAGUUCAUGAUGACUGGAUCGGCUGUAACGUGUCCACAUACCCUGCUCGAAAUGUGCACGAGUUCCUCCAGUGUGUCCACAAGUCGUUAGAGGAUAUUUUCACAGUUCUGGAAGGAAAGCCACUGAGCUAACUGAGCUAACUAAUCUAAAAGAGUUUUAAAUUAUACAGUAUUCUAAGCCAUUUAAUUAUCUUGAAUGGAAAAUUAAUGUAUAGGUUUACCUCUGAAGAUUUCUGUACUGUAACCUUUUCUUUGUGCAUUUAGAUUUCAGUAGAUUAAUGGUUCAAAAGAGUGCCUUGUCAGAUUUUGGCAUCUUAAAGCAGUCAUUCAAAAUCAUUAUUACUUCUCAGCCUUACUACUUGGUGUGAAUGUGUUUAG